UAGAACUGUCAUAUAAGCCCCAGUGCUGCAUUGAAUACGCGGCUGUUGUUGCCCGUCAACUUCAAUUGACCGAAAUGGCUUACGAGCAGCGUCUGGCGCUCGCCUCCAUAUGGGGCUUUGAGCCUAUCGGUGUUGAAGAAGUUAGUGAAGAAAUCAAGUACCUCGUCUUCUCAACCCGGCCUUUCCUUUGGCUGCCUAAUUGACACCUACUCUAGGAAGGUGACCUGUCAACCAGACUGCCAUAUUGAAUAUAUCAAGCAUGACAAUGCAAGUGAAUCAUCGUAUUUCACUUCUUGGUCGUCUUUGUCGUCUUUGCUGAUGACUCUUACUUAUAAGAUCCUCACCGUCAAAGGUCCCCUCCAUAACCACAUAGCGAAGAUUGCCACUCUUGUCGCCGAUACUAUUGCAGCUCAAGAAUUUAAAGAUCUACUUGAUGCGCCACGUACUUACCGGAUAGAUAUGACCUCUGCUCUCCAAAGUAACGGCAGUCUAGAAGAACUCAACCCAAGCCCUGACGAAAGCUGCGAACUUAUUCCUACCUCCAUCAUCCAUAUCACCAAGCUCUGGCUGUCGCCCAAUGGGGGGCUGGGGUGCUACUCCUUUGAGUCUAAAAGCAUACUCGAUAGCAUCGCCGACCUCACUUCAACCGAGAUCACCAUGCGUGACGAUACAAAGGGAAUCCAAGUCUCGGGCACCAGCGAAGGGGAUGUAGAUGAAGCUCUGGCCAAGCUGACGCGGGUUGAACGGCCCUUGACAUGCAUUCAGCGGCCUAUCAUAGCCAAUAUCCUCGUCACUGCGGAAGAUGAAUGCUCGCGUUAUCGUCUUCAGACUUACAAUACCUUGAACCCAAUUGCUGAGCGUCGAGUCUUAGCAGAUCCGUGUUUGGACCCAAACGCCGCUCCGGGUGAGAUGUAUGUCUCAGUACAAGCCUCGCUCGACCCGGACACACACACGCUGAGAAUGCCGCCGAAUCUGGUGAACCCCCCACAUCUGGCUUACGACCCCGGCAAGUCCCGCAUCUGGAACGACUUCACCUUCCAGCAGCUUGGAAGCGGCGAGCAAUACAAUGCAGUAGUGUCUAUUGCCGAUAGCACCAUUUCGAAAACCGACGCGAUGACCAUGGAAAUCCCAGCGUCACUGCAUCCUUAUUUGACAGCUGAAAAGGCCAAGCAGGUGAACCAAUGGGUCGUUGAAGGAGCUCAAGUAGAAAAAGACAUUCCUGAACGGGAAUCCGUGGUCUUGGAUACCACUCAGCCUCUUCUAGCGGCCCCGACUCCUGCUCUCCAGGCCCUUGUUUCCAAGCCUUCAGCUCCUGGACCAGGCAAUGUAAUUGACGCAAGUGGGCCUCACAGACCGGCCGGUGUGAAAGUGCGCCGGGUCGUUCCAACAAGCUCCAAGCCCAAAUCACAAGUUGCUCCCUCAGUCUCCGAAGCAAGGCCGACUUCUGGCAAAACACCUCCAAUUGCAGAGUCUGAGUCGCCGAACGCUACAACUCCCGGAUUGAAUGGGAACGGCCUAGCGCCUCGAAGACGCUGGGUGAUGCAGUACGAUAUAAAAUAUGGCAACCAGGACUUACAGGAUGUAAAGCCGGCGGAAAAGGCUGGCACCGAGUCUCGGCCCAGAUCCCAAGUGUUGUCCUCGGUGAACAAGUCAACUGCGCCGUCAACAUCCAAGAGUACCAGGUACGAUCUGACGAGGUCGCAUACACAACGAUCUUUCGGCAAACGGAGUACACCUAAUAUUGGUCCAGCAGCAAAUUGGAAGCCUGGCCGUCAAAAUCAGCUGAUUGACAUCAACGUGCCAGUGACGGCUGCUGCCAGUGUUCAAGGCAUCACUUUCAACCAGCCAGCUCUACUCCCAUCAGGAUCGUCACCGUGCGGCACCGAUACCACAGGAUCCGUAGAGAGAGCCAGUAUCGAUCUGUUAGGGCUCAAUCUUGGAACGGAAAACUUUUUGGACUCCAGCAAUUCCGGGUCAUGUCUUGAAGCCGCUCCCUCGCGCAUCAACAAUGCUAUGAGCCAAGUGGGAAGGCUUGAAUUUCUUCGCCAGAGAUACAAUGCGGCAGCAACAGAGGUGCUUCCCACGACAAACGAAGCGACCACUGCCCCGGCCCCCCGCAGUCAAGCAAAUGAGUCGUGGGCUCAAGCUAUGGUCGCCAAUUUGAGAAGGGCAGAUCGCUCGGAAAGAGAGUCCUCCGAUGAAGUGACAUCGAGAGAGUUUCGCAAGACAAGACAUAAGGCUCCGAAGAGCUCUAGUGCUGCUAGAAGCAAAGCAGAAACGAAGGCGAGACGACAAGCAACAUUGGAAGACUCUUGGGGAAUUGGCAAGCCUAAGAAGAAGCCUGUCUGCUCUCCUAAAAGUCAGAAAUCAACAACCAGCUCCAUUGUACAGGUCACAAAUGGGCCGAAGCCUUCAUCAGUGGAAGAUCCGGCGGCUCAGAGACAGGUGAAGCGCCUUUACGAUUCUAUGAUUCCCAUCCUUGACUCGGCGGCAUGUUACCCUGGCGCAAUGUGUCUCGAAAUGCAAUUCGGUUUGAUCUUGGUGCCUCUUCUUCCCAAAACAUACAAUGAGGACUCCAUGAUUGCAGAAACUUGGAAUAAGGUCUUCAGUCCGCAAUCUGGACUUUCUGCACCGACAACCAAGUUCAUCAAGAGACUUACGACCUCGGGCGCCGACAUUGACCACAUGGUGGACAUUCGAACUUCCAAGGCUGAUGGCAAGCAUCGUCUAUUUGAGCAGGAAUACACUGACUACGGUGUCUCUUACGAAUAUCACUUUCGCACCCGGGCCAACCAGAUUUUCAUAGUAGUCAUCAAUGAAAAUGGGGGUUGCAGCGUUCGAGAGCCAGGGAAGGCACUUGGUGCAGUGAACUUUCAUUUUCCGGGCAACACAUGGGAUGCCAAUCUAUCUGUCAAGAAAGUGACGGGAUUCGUUGGUGAUAUCAAUCCGGAGUUUGAGCAGAUCGCCCAAGACCUCGUCAAGAGCAUGUGGAUUGAGCCGGAUCGCACUCUCAUCCGCAUCUACACACGUCUGCCCAGUGACGUCGACAACAAGGUCACCCUAGAGAAUGUGUACAUGAAACGCUGGACUCGUCACCGUCAUCUGCAGUGCGAUGAGGAGGCUUCAGCAACAUCGGAUACUCGUCCUAGCCAAAAGCCUAGCGAGGAUGAUAUCAACGCGACAUCGCACAUAUUCUUGCAAGUCACCGAAGUGCAAGACUUAAUCCAUGGAAAGCACGUCACUGACCCAACUAUCAGGCGGGCCCGUGCGACCGCGCCUGCGGACAUGGUGAGCAACGGUCAACUGUGGUAUGAAGCAUCACUAGUCAGUCCGGCGAUUGAUGCUCUUCUCAACUCCAAUACCGACCUCGAAGUGGGCGAGCGGUCAUCCGAUUGGCGGGGAAUCGACCUGUUCGGCCGUCAUGCUGCUGCUCUGCUGCGCGAGAUCAAUGUAAGUGCAGAUGCGGAUGCCGAUGCAAUCGGGACUGAGAUGGAGACCCCCAGCCCCGUCGCCAAAGCGAUCGGUCACGCCGGUCUGGGCGAUAUAUUUCUUCUAGCUAAGACGGUGAUCCAGCGCAUCGACGCCGUGGGAUACUGGAAUGCUCGGCCCGGGAUAGACUUGGCUGCUGAGCAUACUACUACAGCAACUUCAUUGCGCAGCUGUGCUCAGCCACGCGGUGUUGUAGGUUUGUCGCUUGGUAAUGACUCGCACAGCGAUGAUACUAUAAGUGCUCGCGUGGACUCGAGAGGCGUGGUUCAGUACCCGGCGCAGGUUGAUGUCUUCUCGCCCGAGGAGUUCUGGUAGUUCAUUUUCUCCAUCUCGUUUUCGGUAGUUUGCUCGGGGUAGAGGCUUCGUAGACGGAAAGGAGAGUAAGAUAGUUUGGCGCUGAUGCGCUGUGACGAGAAUGUGAUGAUCUGUUGGGGACGUAGUUUGAGGGUACAAGAUUGCUUUGGGGGAUGACGGGGGUGGAGGGAAUGGCAGUUGGCAGUAGGGCUUGUGAAGGCAGAACAGGGUCAGGGAUAGUCCAUAGUUCAUACUUCAUAAUUCAAUUCCAG
Molecule: messenger RNA, 4055 nt
Organism: Aspergillus saccharolyticus JOP 1030-1
Lineage: Eukaryota; Fungi; Ascomycota; Eurotiomycetes; Eurotiales; Aspergillaceae
Exons: 4
Coding region: 319-3804 (1161 amino acids)
Source: RefSeq, a predicted model, not a curated record